Vitis vinifera (wine grape) is the source of this 2224-nucleotide messenger RNA. RefSeq lists its product as uncharacterized. The coding region runs from base 184 to 2070 and encodes 628 amino acids. Gene Ontology annotation, molecular function: protein dimerization activity. The transcript has 4 exons. The record is from RefSeq and is a predicted model, not a curated record. NCBI's taxonomy places the organism in Eukaryota, Viridiplantae, Streptophyta, Magnoliopsida, Vitales, Vitaceae.
GAAAGAAGAGAUCCGGGGUGGAAAUAUGGUCGUUUGGUUAAUGAAAAAGAUUUGAACACCAUCAUAUGCAUUUUUUGUGAUAAAGUAACCAAAGGAGGCAUAUAUAGACACAAACAACAUCUUGUUGGUGGAUAUAGAAAUGCUAAAAAGUGUAAAAAAUGUCCGGAACAUGUUAGAGAAGAAAUGGAAGAGUAUAUGAGUUCCAAGAAAAAUCAAAAAGAGCAAAUGAAUAUGGGGAGCGAAUAUGUUAAUGAAGAUUUGUUUGGUUUGGAAGAUGAAGAUAUUGGUGAGGAGAUUAAUAGUAGAACGAAUGUCACCAACAUUUCUAGUGGAGGUAGUAACCGAGGAGGAAGUGGUGGUAGGACGUUUUCUUCAAAAAAUCCAAGACAAAAAGGUCCUAUGGAUCAUUUUUUCACUCCUAAUGCAGAGAUGGUUGUUCAAAAUCGAAGGAGUGGAAAGAUGAAUCAAACUACCAUCAAUGAUGCCUACAAAAAGGAAGCAAGAGAAAGAGCUUGCAUGCUUAUCACAAGAUGGAUGUAUGAGGCUGCUAUUCCAUUUAAUGCAGUCACAUAUCCGAGUUUCCAACCAAUGAUUGAGGCUAUUGGCCAGUAUGGUGUGGGUAUGAAGGGACCAACUUUUCAUGAGGUAAGAGUUACUAACCUUAAGAAAGAAUUGGCUCUCACAAAAGAUUUGAUGAAAGAUCAUAUGGUGGAAUGGGGGAAAAAUGGAUGUUCAAUUAUGUCGGAUGGAUGGACCGAUAGGAAAGAGAGAACUUUGGUGAACUUUUUGGUUAAUUGUUUAAAGGGAACCAUGUUCAUGCAAUCCAUUGAUGCUUCUUCAAUGAUUAAGACGGGAGAAAAGAUGUUUGAGUUACUUGACAAAUGGGUAGAGCAAGUUGGUGAGGAGAAUGUUAUUCAAGUUAUAACAGAUAAUCACUCAAGUUAUGUGAUGGCAGGGAGGUUGUUAGAAUUAAAGCGCCCACAUUUGUAUUGGACACCAUGUGCUGCACAUUGCCUUGACUUGAUGUUGGAAGAUAUUGGAAAGCUACCAAACAUCAAGAGGACAUUGGAGAGGGCUAUAUCACUAAAUGGGUAUAUUUAUAAUCGCUCAGGGCUACUCAACAUGAUGAGGCGGUUUACUGGACAAAGGGAAUUGCUUAGGCCUGCUAAGACUCGGUUUGCAACUGCUUUCAUCACAUUAUCGCGAUUGCAUGAACAAAAAAACAAUUUGAGGAAGAUGUUUACAAGCUCGGAUUGGUCAGAUAGUAAAUGGGCAAAAGAGCAGAAGGGGAAAACUAUAGCCAACAUAGUUCUAAUGCCUUCAUUUUGGAACACUAUUGUGUUUUGCUUAAAGGUUUCGGGUCCCCUAGUUCGUGUGCUUCGUUUGGUUGAUGGUGAAAAAAAAGCUCCUAUGGGAUACAUCUAUGAGGCCAUGAAUAGAGCAAAGGAUACAAUUGUGAGAACUGAAUGGUGGGCUGCAUAUGGAGCUUCAGCUCCAAAUUUGCAAAAGUUUGCAAUGAAAGUCCUCAACUUAACAUGCAAUGCAUCAGGUUGUGAACGGAAUUGGAGCAUCUUUGAAAAUAUUCAUAGCAAGAGGAGAAAUAGGUUAGAUCAUCAACGCUUGAAUGAUUUGGUGUACAUUAAGUAUAAUCGAGCCUUGAAGAGAAGAUACAAUGAACGUAACACCAUUGACCCAAUUUCCUUGAAAGAUAUAGAUGAUAGCAAUGAAUGGUUGAUAGGGAGAAUGGAAGAUGAGGAUUCUCAUGGAGGUGCACAAGAUAAUUUUGUAUUUGAUGAUGACAAUUUGACAUGGGGUGAUGUUGCUAGAGCUGCUGGAGCUGAGGAGGCUAGGUUUGAUACUAGAGCUAGAGCUAGAGCAAGCUCAAGCAUAAUACCACCAACAAGGGGGAUAGCUUCAAGUUCUAGAACUUUGCCUUCUCAUUCACUAAUAGAUGAAGAUGAAGAUGGAGGCAUGGUUGAUUCAGCAGAUGAAGAAGAUGGAGAAGGCUACAAAUGUGGUGAUGGAAAUGAUGAUGAUGAUGAUGAUUUUGUUGAUUUAGAGGAGGAGUGAUGAUUGCUUGUUGUGGACAAAUUUGUGAUUUAAGUGUUUUUUAAUGAUGUUUUUGAAUUGUGGACAAAUUUCAUGUUUUGGACCUUUAGGUUUGGAAACUUUGGAUUUGGAUAUGUAUUAGGCAAUUAGCAAUAUGGAUUUGGAUUUGUUUUUA